CAGAACGAGCGCUGCCCAGAGCCAGGAGCGACCCGCCUGCAGCCAUGGAGAGCGGUAUGCAGCUCCUGAACCGGGACGGCCACAGCAUCUCCCACAACUCCAAGCGGCACUACCACGAUGCGUUUGUCUGCAUGAACCGCAUGCGGCAGCGGGGUUUGCUGUGUGACAUCGUGCUGCACGUGGCCACCAAGGAGAUCAAGGCUCACAAAGUGGUUCUGGCGUCCUGCAGCCCCUACUUCCACGCCAUGUUCACAAAUGAAAUGAGUGAAAGCCGGCAGACCCACGUGACGCUGCAUGACAUCGACCCGCAGGCACUGGAGCAGUUAGUCCAAUAUGCCUACACUGCCGAGAUUGUGGUGGGAGAAGGAAACGUGCAGACCCUGCUCCCUGCUGCCAGCCUCCUGCAACUGAACGGGGUACGGGAUGCCUGCUGCAAGUUCCUUCUAAGCCAGCUGGAUCCGUCAAACUGCUUGGGCAUCCGGGGCUUUGCAGACACGCAUUCCUGCAGCGAUCUGUUGAAAUCGGCCCACAAGUAUGUCUUGCAGCACUUUGUGGAUGUCUCCAAGACAGAAGAGUUCAUGCUCCUGCCACUCAAACAGGUGCUGGACCUCAUCUCCAGUGACAGCCUGAAUGUGCCCUCGGAAGAAGAAGUCUACAGGGCUGUCUUGAGCUGGGUCAAACAUGAUGUUGACAGUAGGAGGCAGCAUAUCCCCAGGCUCAUGAAGUGUGUCCGACUGCCCCUCCUAAGCCGUGACUUCUUGAUGAGCAACGUUGACACGGAACUUCUUGUGAGGCACCAUUCAGAGUGCAAGGACCUUCUUAUCGAGGCCCUCAAGUAUCACCUCAUGCCAGAGCAGAGAGGGGUCCUAAGUAACAGCAGGACCCGACCCCGGCGCUGUGAGGGGGCCAGCACUGUGCUCUUCGCUGUGGGUGGAGGAAGCCUCUUUGCCAUCCACGGUGAUCAUGCGGCUCAUCUGACAGACCGGGCUGGCAUAUGAAGUAGCUUCUAUGUCCAAUUCAUUGGCCAGGGGUGGGUUGCUGCCAUUGGGAACAAGCUAUAUGCCGUGGGCGGGUAUGAUGGAACCUCUGACUUGGCUACGGUGGAGUCGUAUGAUCCCGUCACCAACUCUUGGCAGACGGAGGUUUCCAUGGGAACCAGGCGGAGCUGUCUAGGUGUGGCAGCCUUACACGGGCUGCUCUAUGCAGCUGGGGGGUAUGAUGGAGCAUCCUGUCUCAACAGUGCUGAGAGAUAUGAUCCGCUAACAGGAACCUGGACCUCAAUCGCUGCUAUGAGCACUAGGAGGAGAUACGUGCGGGUGGCAACGUUAGAUGGCAACCUUUAUGCUGUUGGGGGCUAUGAUAGCUCGUCCCAUUUGGCCACUGUGGAGAAGUACGAGCCACAGAUAAACACGUGGACUCCGAUAGCUAACAUGCUGAGUCGUCGCAGCAGUGCCGGCGUGGCUGUGUUGGAAGGGAUGUUGUACGUGGCGGGUGGCAACGACGGGACCAGCUGCCUUAACUCGGUGGAGCGCUACAAUCCUAAAACCAACACGUGGGAAAGCGUGGCAUCUAUGAACAUCCGAAGGAGCACCCACGACUUGGUGGCUAUGGACGGGUGGCUGUAUGCAGUAGGCGGCAACGACGGCAGCUCCAGCCUCAACUCCAUCGAGAAAUACAACCCGCGCACCAACAAGUGGGUGGCAGCGUCGUGUAUGUUCACCCGGCGGAGCAGUGUGGGGGUAGCCGUGCUGGAGCUUCUCAACUUCCCACCUCCUUCUUCGCCCACCCUGUCGGUGUCCUCGACGAGUCUUUGACAAAGAGUCCGGUCACGCCUCACCACGAGGGGACUGCAGCAUCUGUCGGAGCGCAAAGCCGGCUUGGCCUGACCCCUGUGGCAGCCACUCCCUGUGAAGGAAGGGAUGGAGGGCUUCGGUGCCACGCUCAAGAUCUUUCUAGUCCUAAGUCCUGAAAGGAGGUUGGUUUCUGGCUGUUGUGAUUCAGCUCCAUGAAGGGAUUUGGGCUGCACUUCCUUAAAACGAGAGCCCUUUCAGCAAACGAAGACCGCGGCUGCCUGGCUUUCUCCAUCUACUCCAUCAUAGCUCGACUUAAUUUUUAUCUGGUAUCUCAGGCCAGUCUCAGUUAUGAUCUCCUGUUUCCACAAUUGGAUAUGACCUCUGAUUCCACCUCACGCAGUGGAGCUUUUUAAAAAAACAACAACACAAAGAUGCAGGAAGGAAACAAACCCAGGAGAGAGAUUUUGUGCAGGCUCUAUCAACAGCUGAAUGUAAGCUGCGAAUGUCACACAAUUAGCCAAAACUUCUUACUAAGCCUAUAGCUCACUGUUAAAAGACUACGGAGGCAAUGCCUCUCUUGCUGGUGUCUAUCGAAAGGGAUGCCUUAAAACAAAACAAACAGGGCUGGAGGGACAGAAUGAUAACUUUGCAAGACCUCUCACGUUCUCCGUGGUCCCUCAUCCUCUCAACCUGGUUUGCGUGCCACCUGUUCUGACACUCCUCAGCCCUCUUUGGGGGCAUGGUUUUGGGGGCGUCUGCCAGUGUUCUGGCUCCUUUAUUUCACUUUUGUUUUUGUUUUUCUCUUUGGAAAGAAACCAGUCUAUGCUUUUGAUGGCUGUUUCUUCCAAGACGGCUCCAAGUUCCUCCUUCAAGGAUCGUAGAUACUUAACCAAGUGGAGCAGAACUGAGAAAGAUUGCCCAUUUGCUGUUAGUUCCUCUUUACCCUUUUUGUUCCUGCAGGCAGUUUAUAAUUCUUUACAAACCUUUUAUUUAUUUUUGUUGGAGUUUCAGACAAAUCUGUAUUCCCAGGUCCUGCUCUUCACACUCCCCCUUUCUUCUAUUUAAGAAUGAGGUUUGUGGAAAGAGAGAAAAAGGCGAACGAAGCACUUUCCAAACCGUGUAUACAUAUUUUUGCCAGCUAAUUCAAUCCACAUGAAAAAAAGGGAAUCUUGGACAAAAGCACCAUUGAAAUGAAUGGGGGUUGCACAGAAAUCUAGCAUUCCCUCUGAAACGAACGAGGGUUGUGUAGUUAACCCUCUUGAGCCAUUUUCCUUUCAAAGUGGCAUUCUGUUCCUGCUCAUUUCAAGAGAACCGCCCUGUUUUCUGCAUAACUAAUUUCACUUUGGUUGUAUUUUCAUAGGAGGACCAUCACUGGUAUAAUUGACUUGGAAGGAUUUUCUUUGGAGAAGCAUGCGUGUGUGUGUGUGUAUGGGAGAGAGAGAGAGAGAGAGCGCGUGUGAAAAUGUCAUAUGCAUUUCAGAAGAACCUGCACUGAAGGGACGGUCUGAUAUUGGGCCAAGGUCCCUCAUGUUGAUGCACCACUUGAACAUAACGAACGAUACACAGUUGAGUUUGUACUGUGAACCCAGCCGCUCCAUUGCCCAAGACCCACCUGCGCCAUGAAAAACCUCUCUCAAGAGGGGAAGAACGGGGCUCCUUAAAGACAUUGUUUCACUACAUUACGCACAGUAUGCAACUUAUGUACCGUCAAGCAGCUUUGGGACGGGGGUCGGGUUGGGCCUUCAAGACAAGCCAUCUUAAGUUCAGCCACAUCCACUGCGAUGGAUCAAGCUCUUGUACCUCAAGUAGCCUUGGAUGCUAUUCUUUGGACUCUUUAUCCAGUUCUCUGAUCUGCUCUUUGAAGUCUUUCUCCCCAUUCAUCUCUCCCCCCCCCCCCCAUCAAUUCAGUUCCACUUGUGGCAAUAACAGGCUUCUCUUUGCAAAAAAAAACAAAACACCCCAAACAUCCCCUAGUUUGUAUAUGAUCAGCCAGGGUUUGUUUUUUGUUUUGUUUUGCAUGACGAGUGUUUACAUCAAGGAUGUCACUCCUAGUUAAGCUGUCAGGUUUAUCUUCAGCUACUUGAGAUGGGUUCAAAAUUUCAUAGACUGCUGGUUUCCUGUGCAGGACAGCAAGCCAGGGGCGGGGGGUGGUGGUCCUGGCCAGAAUGGAGGCUUCCUUAGCCUGGGUGAUAAUGAUGGCAGGAAAGACUAUGCAGAUGACAAAACCUGGGCAACUCUUUUUCCAUCCAGGCACGGAACUUGCUUGGAGCUGUGUUGAUUUCAGGCACUGCUUCGUUGCACCUCAAAUGGUUUUCAAAAUUAGUCCAUUUCUAUUGAGCCUUUAAAAAAAAAACCCCUUCUUUGAUGUAUGUAGCUGUCAUUAAAUGCUCCUAACCCAUUGGUAGAUGAACGAGGUACAGAGUUUGGGAGAAGAGUGCGCAUCAGGUACUUUUUAUCAGCGGGAGCGCUUGAAAGAAGAACCCCGCCGCUGGCAAGCUUUGCCACUUUUGUCUGCCACAAUACCAGGGGUCUGCAACCUGCGGCUCUCCAGAUGUUCAUGGACUACAAUUCCCAUGGGAAUUGGCCAUGCUGGCAGGGGCUGAUGGGAUUGCAGUCCAUGAACAUCUGGAGAGCCGCAGGUUGCAGGCCCCUGUUAGACGUAUGGAGUUGAUUUUUCAAUCAGUGCCUUCAGUUGCUUUUUGUCAUUUGUGGUUACAGGAUAGGUAAAACCACAUGAUCACAGCCCAUCUGGAAUUUUUCCCCCUUCUUGUUGACUGCUUAUUUCCAAUUAUCCUUUGUGCACCUGUGAUGUCCCAUAGCGAAAGAAAUUGCUGGUGAUUCCAGCAGGCAGCUUCCAGUCGAGGAGUUAUCCAUUUUGCCAAUAAUACUAAUAAUGGAGGAAUCAAUCCCCAAGCCAUCCUAUUAACGUGCCAUGUUAUGUUGAAAGCAGAAAGGAUGCUUUGGUUCCUAUGGUUGUGGGAGGGCUGAGACCCAUCUUCUUGUCAUGGGUUUUAACAGCAGCCCCAAACAUUUUGAAGCGGGCACUGACUGACCCCGGAAGCAGUGGAAGGAAAUGAAGAUAACCGAGAUCGAUGACCUGGAGGAGGAUGAACUGGGGUAAAAUGUACUGUUAUUGCCAGCCAGAAAGAAAAAAAGCCAUCCGUGGUCUCUCCGUGUCUGUGCAUUCUUUUCUUUUGCCUUUUCUUAAUUCAAGCCACGCUAGCUCCAGUGUCUAAUCUUAAACAUGACUUUGAAGUGCUUUUCAUCUGGAAUCUGUUACUGUCUAGCACAGGCUUGCUGCCUUUGGGAAUAUUUCUUUAACCAGAGCUGAGCAUGUAUUUGUCCAAAGACUGUAGCAAAGAUGGAAGAGGAGGAAUCGGUGAUCCAGAUUCUCUUUCUCUUUCUCCCCCUUUCUCUUUCACGUACUACAGGAAAUACAAGCUCUGGCUUCGCCGUGGUGCAAACCCCAGUCCGCUUACCCCCUGUCGGAACAGCCUUCUUUAAUUUAUUUGUAAUGUGUCUCAGAUUUAUUUAUGUGCAUUUCAAUCUUGUUUCUGAAUUUUUGCACUAUGACGGGGGUGGGCUGGGGAUACGAGCAAUACAAGCCAGUGUGUAAAAUAAAUUUUUUUCUUGAAUACUCCA
Molecule: messenger RNA, 5435 nt
Organism: Sphaerodactylus townsendi
Lineage: Eukaryota; Metazoa; Chordata; Lepidosauria; Squamata; Sphaerodactylidae
Gene: KLHL17
Product: kelch like family member 17
Exons: 11
Molecular function (GO): protein binding
Source: RefSeq, a predicted model, not a curated record